UCACCGUCAUCACGCACGCGCAGUAUCCCUGGAUAGUCACGCCUCGAUCUUGACUGGCAUAACUUUCUAACAUGUCCUCUACACGGCCACCAACUAAAAGUGACCGAUUGCUCGACAUCCCAUGUCGUGUGUGCGGCGACCGCAGUUCCGGUAAACACUACGGCAUCUACAGCUGUGACGGCUGCUCCGGUUUCUUCAAGCGCAGCAUACACAAGAACCGCGUGUACACGUGCAAGGCCCAGGGAGAGAUGAAGGGCAUGUGUCCCAUAGACAAGACACACCGCAACCAGUGUAGAGCAUGCAGGCUAAACAAGUGUUUUGACUCAGAAAUGAACAAAGACGCGGUCCAGCAUGAACGUGGCCCCAGGAAACCCAAGAUGAAGUCCCCAGAAAUGUGUGUAUCCCUCCACAGCCACUCUCAAGACCGACCUAUUGAUCUAAGUCUCUCAAACCCCAAUCCGUCUACGGCAGUCAAGUUUGAUGUGGACUCAUUCCAUAAGUUCAGUCUCCGACCUGACCACCCCAUGGUUGUAAUGGGAUACGCUGGUGAACUUCCACCUGAGAUGAUGCGUUUACAUGCGCCUUCAGCGUUCACAUCACCUCCGCUGAUGACAUCAAUGGUGACUCUACAACACGACGUGUGGCAAGAGGUCAUGGCACGACUUCUUUUCACCAUUAUCAGCUGGGUCAAACAGAUUCCAGCUUUCCUCGUACUCUCCGACAAUGAUCAGACAUCAUUGUUAACAGCUUGCUGGAAGGAAUUGUUUCUUUUGGGAAUUGUACAGUGGGGGCUGCCGUUGGAUACUGGGAACAAAAUGGUGUGGAGACCCCGACUGGAGGCUGAAGACCCAUCUACGAACAAUGAGAUGGAUAGACUAAAUGAGACGGUUGGGAAGUUUCGGGAGAUGAAUCUCGACCCAACGGAGUUCACGUGUCUUAAAGCCAUCGCUCUGUUCAAAUCAGACGCCCCUGGAUUGAAGGACAGCAAGUCGGUUGAGGCAUUGCAGGAUCAGGCACAGCUCAUGUUGUCGGACCAUGCUCAACUCAACUACCCAAGACAGGUCGUCAGAUUCGGCCGUCUUCUUAUGUUGUUGUCAAGGUUACAGGGUGUCAGUAAUAUGACACUGGAAAGAGUGUUUUUCCGGGGUAUCGUCGGCAAUAUCAGUAUCGAGAAGCUCGUUGGAAACAUUCUACACGGUGAUGUCGUGUAGUGUCAGUCAGCUUUUCAUUAAGAACGUAUAUUGCAAGACCUUGUUUUCAUUUAUUGUUUGAAAAGAGUAUCACAUAUUCAUUCGCUUAUCCACAGACUUGUGGUACGAAUUAGCAAGUAUCACGUGAUGUAUAUGUCACCAGUUAACUUGUAACAACGAAGACGAACAACAGGGACUGAGGCAUAUUGAACCCUUUCAGUACCAGGAGACACGAACACUAAUCUGACAAACUGUAUCUUUAGGCAAAGCAUGGAACUGUUCUUCAUGAAAAUGUCAUUUGUGGCAGUCACGAUCCUGACUUUUGCAUGUUCCAUCAUAGUGCAAUGCGCCUCUGCUACUAUUAAAUAUCAUUCUUCAGCUACCUUAGUAAAUAAACACGUUGUUGAGCAAGAGUUACUAUAAAUAUUGGAAUUGCCUGUAUCUGCAUAUCGAAUAGUGUAGUCAAUGUUUAGCCAUUUUCACUGUACGAACAUGAACGGGCUUUGCACCUCUCAUAUGCCCUGACAUGAAUAUUUUUGUCGGUAGUGAGGAAUCUAGCUCACGGAUAAUAAUCGAUAUGUUCUGUGAAACAUCUUAUACUAUUCAUAUGUCGUAUAUAUCAGGAAAUAGCUUUUGAAACAGGCAAAGAGCGCAGACACUGCGGCCAUGUUUGGAGUUUAUAUAUCCGAAAUAAUUUACAUUCUACGUAAUAGAACAAUAAAUAUGAUUUCACACUA
Molecule: messenger RNA, 1927 nt
Organism: Haliotis rubra (blacklip abalone)
Lineage: Eukaryota; Metazoa; Mollusca; Gastropoda; Lepetellida; Haliotidae
Product: protein dissatisfaction-like
Exons: 6
Coding region: 72-1211 (379 amino acids)
Biological process (GO): regulation of transcription by RNA polymerase II; cell differentiation; anatomical structure development
Molecular function (GO): nuclear receptor activity; RNA polymerase II cis-regulatory region sequence-specific DNA binding; zinc ion binding
Source: RefSeq, a predicted model, not a curated record